CGUCCUUAAAAUGUCAGCACCGUGGCGUGAUAAUUCGCAUCCUCUGCAAAGCCACUGGAGGAGAAACCUUAGCUUAGCUUGCCACUCCUGUAGGGUUCAACCAUGGAGUUCAAGCACCUGUGCCUGGUGAGGUUCAAGGAGGGCGUCGUGGUGGAGGACAUCAUCCAGGAGCUCAGCAAGCUCGCCGCAGAGCUGGACAUGAUCAAGUUCUUCGGGUGGGGAAAAGACGUUCUGAACCAGGACGCGCUGACACAGGGCUUCACCCACGUCUUCUCCUUGUGCUUCGACAGCGCCGAGGACCUGGCGGCGUACAUGGGUCACGAGAAGCACGGCGCGUUCGCCGCCACAUUCAUGGCCGCGAUCGACAAGGUCAUCGUCAUGGACUUCCCCUUCGUCGUUGCCAAGCCGGCGCCACAGCCUGAGGCUUGAUUCACCCCCACCAUCUGUUAGCGAUAAGCAUUUGCCAUUGCCAACCACUGUAAGGUGCCUUUUCAGGUAAUAGCCACCAUCUAUCUGCCGCUGUGAUGUACUGCACCGGUGUACCUAAGCCUCCUAUUUUUCCUUUCUUCCUCUGCUUCUUGGUGUUGCCUCUAAAGCCUGGGGUGCACCCCAAUGCCGUGCAUUCCGUUCAAAGCUUGUUUAGUUAUCGCCCUUGAAUAAGUAUACUUUUCGGUGUUCAUUACGAA
This is a messenger RNA of Lolium perenne, 686 nucleotides long. Its product is annotated as stress-response A/B barrel domain-containing protein At5g22580. The record is from RefSeq and is a predicted model, not a curated record. Lineage: Eukaryota; Viridiplantae; Streptophyta; Magnoliopsida; Poales; Poaceae.